Molecule: messenger RNA, 1359 nt
Organism: Laetiporus sulphureus 93-53
Lineage: Eukaryota; Fungi; Basidiomycota; Agaricomycetes; Polyporales; Laetiporaceae
Exons: 3
Coding region: 1-1233 (410 amino acids)
Source: RefSeq, a predicted model, not a curated record
AUGGAUUUGCCCGCCGCUCCUUUGUCGCCAGAGUGGGGUUGGCUGCCUCUUACCAGAACUAGUCGCUCCAUUGAUGUGCCACCCGCAGCACCGCGUACGGUCCAAACCGGCUCUGAUUCCGUCGCCCAUCCAUUGCCACCAAUGCCACAGGAUCUCUCCUUGUCUUAUCCCUGGGAUGAGUCUCCCUUCACGCAGGAGCAUUCAUACAUUCCUUGCUACGGACUCGACUCGGUUCCUGUAUCGCCUGGUGCUACUUACCCUCCUACCGGCUCCGGCAUUCCUCCCACGGCGUAUACGACCCCAGGCUUUCCCACAGGCAUUGCAGGAAGCUGGCCUAGCGGUCCCACCUCUUCAUCCUCCAAUGUAUCAUCUCCAGAGGCUGGGCCGUCCUCGUCCAACAUGGCGCCGCAGUGCAGUCGCACUGCGUCUACGCCUCAAAUUCUGAGCAACUCACUUGUGGCUGGACUCUCGGCUGUGGAGGGCCUUCCUUGGAGUCAUGACUUCAAGUUUACCCUCCCGUUUGACGUUCCAGAAUACCCAUCUGCACCUGCACCCGCGCCCUUGCAGACUCUCAUGCAGAACGCGCCACUGCCUGAUGCUGUCCAACCUAGGCCGGCAAAAAAACCGCGCCUGCUUCCUCCCGCCUUUGCAGAGUCCUCUUCGAAGGCAAGUUCCUCUUCGCAGGCAGGUCCCUUAUCUGCCCGUUCCAACAAGCCAAACCAAUUCGUUCUGCGACGUCGGAGCAAGUCAUUGGCGGCCAAGACUUGCGCACCGACAACAUCUCGUAAGCGGAAGCACAGAGAGGAGAACGACGAGAAUGCACCGCCGGUGUCAGAUGGUCAACAGGCAGACGAAGGGGAGCUAGUUCUAUGGGACGUGUUGCGGAAGAAGGAGGUCCAAUGCAACCGCGAGCGGCAUUGCCGCUUCAGGGCGCAGGGAUGCCCUUGGACGUUCGACAUCGUCAGAGACCUAAAACGGCAUGAAAAGGAUCGGCCCCACUCUGACGACCGGAAGGCGACGAAUUGUGCGCCGGUCAGGCUAUACCACUGCCCCUGGCCCGGAUGCAAUUAUGCGAGCCAGCGGGAUUAUUGCUUAAAGGCACACUGGAAGGCUUUUACGAGGGGCUGUGUGCGGCACUUGAUCGAGGACUCGCGUUGGCCGUACGAGUCGCUUGAAGAUCUCCAUCAGCAUCUGCGCGAGUAUCCUGCAGACUUUCUGCGUCCUGAAUUCUAGGACAAGUACUUGGCAUUGGAUGUGUGGCGGCAUGCUAUAUCAUCUGCAUUCUACCUUUCUGUCUGACUUCAACAUAGAAUUGCUGCACCAUCUACAUCUUCCCCUUCUCCAUUCCUCAUCAUGUAU